This is a messenger RNA of Eutrema salsugineum, 481 nucleotides long. RefSeq lists its product as uncharacterized. Bases 35 to 217 code for a protein of 60 amino acids. The transcript is spliced from 2 exons. The record is from RefSeq and is a predicted model, not a curated record. NCBI's taxonomy places the organism in Eukaryota, Viridiplantae, Streptophyta, Magnoliopsida, Brassicales, Brassicaceae.
CAUUUCCGUAUCUCUCUCUUCUGGGCGUCCCGAGAUGAAUCCCCAAGUCGACAAGGUCGUGAGAAGAACGACUAUGGUGGCCACUGCUGUUGCGUCCUACUUCCUCCUAACCGCUGAUUACGGCCCCGAGCCAAACGCUCUUGAUCCUAUCAAACAGAGGAUAAUAUCAGUGCAAGACUCUGUGAAAGAGUUCAUCUUUCCAUCAAAGAACAAGUAACAGCACUUGAACCAGUACUGUAGACGAUAGAAAGUAAGAUGUAGCUGAAUAUGUUUGAGCACUUUUUAACUUUGUUCAUCGUCUCCUUUUAUAUGUGGCUUGUAGAGAGGCUACUGCUGUACUUUGUAUAGUGUCUCCACUUUACUCUUUUAGACUGAGAUAUGUUCUUAAGAACAAGUCAGUUCAUUUGAACCUACCUAUAUAGCUCAGUUCGAAGAACCCAAUCAGUUAGUUUAUGAAAGCUGGAUUUAUGCUGGUUCCAUA